Molecule: messenger RNA, 2868 nt
Organism: Parnassius apollo (apollo)
Lineage: Eukaryota; Metazoa; Arthropoda; Insecta; Lepidoptera; Papilionidae
Source: the annotation of a GenBank genome assembly
AUGCUGAGGUCGGUGUUUAUGCACGACUCGUAUCUACAAUACAUAGCUAUGAUUAAAAGUCUCGUAGAAUACAAUGUCCUAGUGCCAGGUCAGCCUCGAUCUGAAGCCUCAUUCAGACGGAUACAAGUUGUGGAGCGUGGAAUGUCCGGGGAACGUAUACCAAGUCUUAAUAUCGCGGAAAGGAAUGACGUUUGUCUCAACCUUCGUAUUAGAAGAGCUGUGGAAGAAGAUAAUGAUGAUAUAUUGCCGAUAAUAGAAAGGCAUUCAAAACGUUUGAGAGAAAUCUACGGCGAUUUUUACAUCAGCGAGCUUGUAUCUCGUCAUCCUGAAUCUGAACGAGUGAUACUCGUUUGCGAGGAAGAACAGGAACAGGACAGUAUUCCACCUAAGAGCCGUGAAAAGGAAUUGUCUUCACGUUUUUCACACUUGAGCGAUAAAGCACAAUUGAACAUUAUGGAACUUUUGGAGGAAGAUGAAGAAGAAUUAGAAUUCGAUAUCGUCAAUAUUGAUACACAUUUGCUAAAAGUUCCAAGUUUGAUUUCCUACGAAGAAUUUACUAAGACUCAAUUAGGUGCUACCGAUAAUGUGUCUAGAAUAUUAGACGGAAGACGUAAAGACUCUUUCGAAGAUAAAAGUUUGAAAAAGGAAAGAAUUAAGAAAUCUUUAGCCGCCAUUACAACGUUACCUCAUCAUAAAGUGCAGGAGCCUACACGUUAUUCGGGAGAACCUAAUGCUUUCCUCAUUGAAAUAUUCGCCAUGCAUCAAGAUUACGAUGAGAGGAUUGGUUCAAGCAGAAAGAGCAAGACAAAAAUUCUUCUAGAAGCUCUAAAAAGAAGUUGUGAUGAACCAAGUAGUACUGAUGACGAUUCUUCUCCAGUGCAUAAGAAAAGAAACUUGAAUGAAAAUGAUAGGACUGUUGAAGUUGAAAUACACGACAGUAUCUGGAACUGCUCUGAAGAAGUCGCUGCAUAUGAGAAUAUGGGAAAUAUUGCUAAUGAUGAGGAGAACGUGGAGAAGAAUGCUGUGGCAAACGAGUUGGAUUUUUAUUUGAAAACAUUAGUAACGCCCUAUAUUCCUCGGUCGCGUUUCGUCAAUGAAUCUCUUUUCGUUUCGCAUAUCAACUCUGUUAAAGGUGAAGUUCACGUGCGUCCAGCCGAGGAAUAUGAUGUACCGUAUUUUGCCGACGUGUUAGUGCACGCACCGAGGAAAAAUGAGCUAUUGGAACUAAUUGAUUCUAGUUUCACUUUUGACGAACUGGAUUCUUACGUGCUUUUGAGUAGGAAUCAGCCCGUUGGAGUGGUUGUUGUUGCACCACUUGAAGACGCUUUAUCCGUGCGGCUUCAAUACAGCUUGGAACCCGAACCAUGUAUUCCAGAUACAGACGGAAACAGCCCCAGCCGCAAUCUCAUGUCUUUGACAAGUCAUAUGGUACCUGUUGCAGCUAAUCUAUCUACGCCUAUUAUAUCCAGAAAUAAAGAAAAGGAAAACGUACACAAGGAAAGACCCACGUCUCCAUACCUAACUUUCACUAACCUAACUCUGGUAUCGGAGCAUGGACUACCAACGGUAGCGGAGUGUCUCCGUGCUGCGGAUACCUGCUUCCCUCGCGACGGUCGCUAUACCGAUCGUUAUCUCAAAUGUGUACCUUAUUACUUCUACAUUGAUGUCGUGUCUGCUGUUAUGGUACGCAUCGACAGAAAAAAGAAAUGCAUUCAUCUGAAAGGAGGAAGCGUGAAAUAUUAUGACGAUUUGGUUUUAACUUGCGGCCAACAGUUCCAGCAUCCUGAAUAUUUGAACCAAUUGUUGGAGCGUGACAGGGUGACAAAAACGAAAAACGCCUGCAAUAGAGUACCUAUGGAUAACCCAAAGUACCGGCCGGAUUCCGUACCGCCACCACCCAAUGUGCCCGAUAAUAUAAUGCUUAUCAACUCACUUUAUGACGCUAACGCUUGUUUGAGGAAAUUGCUAAGGAUGAUUACUGAGUCAAAAGAGUCCAUAAACUCUUUAAGUGUGAGUAGAAAAAUAAUUGUAUAUGGCGACUGCAUAGAUGCGUACUCAUGUAUUGCAGCAUUACUUGAAUUGGGUAUUGCGGCAAAUAUGAUAGUUUUUGUAGAACCAUUUCCCCCCGAAGACACUGCAGCUUUGAGAGUCAAUUGCUUCAAUAAUGAGCUCGUCGAUGAGAGGGUUCAAUUAAGCUUAGACAAACGUGGAAUACAAGUAUACAGACAAUGCUAUUUCACCGAAUGGGUAUUGUCGGGCCCGCGAGUAGAUAUCCUCCGUUUUAUGACGCCUACGCAAGUGAUCAAUAUUUCUUGUUUCGCAUUUUUCUACUAUGGAAUCAAAGCCAUUGAUGUCAAUUCUCUUAAAGCAAUAACGGACAGCGGUUUGGUGUACGACGGUGGUUUGAUCGUAGGGCCGAGCUUUGAGAGCAACGACCCGAGCGUUUAUGGUGCCGGCCCAUGCACUAGUUAUUCGCGGCGGCUGCAUGCGAGUACUUUCGCGCACCGACACUAUUGCUCCGAAGAUGUCGGUGAGGCAGGUCAUAUUUUACAAACCGACAAGGACGGGAACUAUUUUCGAUUGCAACUGAAUACGUUGCACUGCGUAAUGUCAUUGACUUGUUUAUCUAAGAAACCUUUUUCAUCGGAAAAUAUUGUCCAAAUCUACGGAAAACACGAAGCAUUCUUCGAUAAACUCCUGGUUAGAUAUCAGAUAGAUGAUUUGUACGACUUUUUCGCUCAAACAUGGAUGUCCGCCAUGUACCAUAUGAGUUUUGAGGAUUUAUUAUAUGAUAUUGACCAUCAAGAUGUUGGCACAGUGAGUACUUGUGAUUUAAAAAAAAAAGUGGCUGUCAUACAGCUGGGCUAG